AUGGCCUCCGGCCUUCCUUCUGCACACAUAGGAUUGGAAAAAAGUCAAUCUCCCAAAGCUUCGCAUCCUCCGAAUCGUCGAAGCGAAGUCCGGACUGUCGAUGUCAGGAAGCCACCUACAGCCAACGGAGAUGGGCUGUUUCACGUCUUCGACUCAUCUACCUUGUGUCUGCACGAAGGGCAGAAGCGCUGCAGAGGCCCAGCUACACCUCUAUCCGGCAGUCGCUCCAGGGUGAUGCAGCCAACACGUUCACGGCCACAAAACGCUCGCAAGUCAAGUCAGAAGUCCUUGCCAGAGUUGCCUCAAGCGGGACAACCUGAUAUAUUCCGACUUUAUCCUGCUUCACCUUGGCUGCCGUCUGCAACAUCGAAUCUACAGACAAGGAGUGAUGACCGACCUGUGCAAGAUGAAUCUCUGGACAACCGAAGCGUGGCCGCGAGUCCGCCAUCAGGCCUAUCUCAGUCGUGGAAGUUCGCGGAUCGCCGCGAGCCUGCAUACGCAGCUUUAUGUGACAAUUCAAUUGAGUUCAAUCCUCUAUUAUCGGACCAGGACUCAGACCGUUCUUCACAGGACGACCGUGCAUCUCUCAUGGACGAGGACGUUGACUUGGAAGGUGACAGAACCCAAUCCAAGACGAAGUUGCUCGCUACACCGCCAAACCUCUUCCACGGCUUCCCACGGUAUCCGAAAGGUACACAUUUCGGUCUCUUGAGCAGGCCUGAGCGGCAGAGCAGGUUGAUACAUCACUGGGUGGUCUAUAUAUGUGAUGGGAUGAUGCCAGUUGUCUGCGCGGAAAAUCCAUUUCGGAGUCUGUUCAUCCCAAUCUCGCUGCAAGGGUUGGACUCUCCCCACGAUCAAUCCAACGCAUCACUCGCUCUUUUCCACAACAUCUGCAGCAUCUCUGCUCACAGUCUAUGGCUGCUCAAUAACCACGACGUCAGCUUUCUGGAAUUAGCCAUCAAGCACCAGCAACUUGCGUAUCUCCACCUCCGGCUCAACCUGCAGUCUCGAGAUCCGUCCCAAUACGUCGCCAUACUCUGCGUGAUGCUCUCUUUCUUCAUUGCGUCCGGCAUCACCGGCGACCCCAACGGGUGGCGACAACAUGCCAUGGGCGGCUAUCGCUGGUUACGCAGUACGGAUGCGGGCUUUUGGUGCAGUUCGACGUCGGCGAAUCUGGUGUAUCAAACCUUCAUGGGACUUUUGACCUGCGCCAAAUCGCAGCUAUUGCUCGAUUCAGGAGAUCAAGACAUCGUUCUCGAUUCCCUCGAGGACGAAUCUCCCACGAAAAAGUACUUCUUAGAUCGCUUCCUGGGGAUUCCGCAGUGCGCCCUCAAAAACAUUGUCAAGAUCAACGACCUGAUGUACCGACUGAAAACGUCCCAAACGCUCAUGCCAAAUGAGAUCGAAACCUUGUGUCUAGAGCUCUACCUCGGCCUCUCAGAUGUCUGGGAUGACCGAACCCGCUCUCUGCCGAACCCGGCUUCAGACCACCAGACCAAGGUCAACGGUUGCCAGUCUUCGCCCUUCAACCCUAGUCACCACCACCAUCUUUUCUACUACGGCUGUCUCAUCUACUUCCAUCGCGGGGUCAAGCGCCACCCACCGUCGUCACCGGUGAUCCGCGACUUUGUGGAGCAGGGCUUGAAGCACCUGGAAGCCUUCAACUGCACGGAUGGAACGCUACGGAUACCUCUGCUGUGGCCCGUAGCGAUGAUUGCCUUCGAGGCCCUCUCCAGCGAGGAACGGCAGCGGGUGCGCCGCUGGUUUGACUCGCGCACCCACCUCGGCUUCAACUCGGUGCCAUCCGUCAUGAACUUGAUUAGUGAGGUCUGGCGCAGGAGAGACGAGCAAGAAGCGGUCCUUUGCGAAACACUACUGGCUCAAUAUGGACCGCGGCAGGUCAUUGUGGGAGCCGACGAUCCCGUCGUUGCCACCCAACUUGAGCGCCGGCCGUCCGAAUAUGCAUCUGCAACUCAUCAGGUCGAGAGCAUACAUCUGCAGGGUGAUUUACAGAAGCUGGAAGAGCUUUUACUGGGAGGAGGCUCUGAAUCUCAGGCCAUGGACGUUCACUGGCAAGAUGUCGUGAAAGACGUGCCCGUGUAUGACGCUCUACUCCUGUAG
Molecule: messenger RNA, 2121 nt
Organism: Capronia coronata CBS 617.96
Lineage: Eukaryota; Fungi; Ascomycota; Eurotiomycetes; Chaetothyriales; Herpotrichiellaceae
Exons: 1
Coding region: 1-2121 (706 amino acids)
Biological process (GO): positive regulation of transcription by RNA polymerase II
Cellular component (GO): nucleus
Molecular function (GO): DNA-binding transcription factor activity; transcription cis-regulatory region binding
Source: RefSeq, a predicted model, not a curated record